AGGACGCUAGGUGAGUUCAUGUCGCGCCUGCCUUUCUACCGCGGCUCCAUCACAAUUCAACUCGCGCAAGAUGAGUGACGUGCGGACCGGCGUCGGCUUUGCGGUUUUAGCGUAUUUGCUCUGGGGCUUCCAGCCCAUCUACUGGAAGCAGCUCCUCGCGAUCAACUCGUACCAGCUUGUCUUGCACCGCGUCGUGUGGUCGUUUCCCGUGCUUCUGCUCUUCCUCGUUGCCACAGGGCAGUUUCGCGCGUGGCUCACCGCCGCGUGCACGCUCAAGACGUACAAAAUCUACUCGAUCUCGGCGGUUCUUCUCGGUGCCAACUUUUUCCUCUCGCUCUACGCCGUCAACUCGGGCCAAAUCCUCCAAAUGAGUCUCGGGUAUUUCAUCAACCCGCUCUUCAGCGUCGUGCUCGGUGUCAUCUUCCUCAAGGAGCGGCUUCCAUUGCUACAGUGGAUCGCGGUCGGUAUUGCUGCCGUCGGCGUCCUCAUUGUUACGAUUGGGUAUGGCAAAUUCCCGUGGAUUUCAUUUUCACUUGCGGCCGUCUUUGGCGUCUACGGUCUCGUGCAAAAGAAGGCGCCGCUCAACGGCCUCCAAGGCGUCUCGAUCGAGCUCAUGCUCCUCUCGGUGCCGUGCAUCAUCAUCCUCAUCGUCCUCAACGAAGAGGGGUCCGGCGCAUUUGGCCACUCGGGCGCCAAGCUCAAUUGGCUCAUGGUCGGCUGCGGCCUCGCGACGAUUUUGCCGCAGCUCUGCUUUACAACCGCACUCCAGACGAUCCCGCUGACGAUUCUAGGCAUCGUCCAGUUCAUUGGCCCGUCCAUCCAGACGAUUGUUGGCGCGCUCAUUUAUGAUGAAGAUUUCUCCGUGACCAAGGCCGCGGGCUUUGGCUGCGUGUGGGUGGCGCUCAUUCUAUUCACGUACGCGGGCCUCCGCGCACGCGCCGCGGCCAAGUCGGUGCCGACAGUUGAUGUCCCAGACAACCAUGAGGGGACGACCGACUAUCAUGGCGCGAAUGACACGAGAGUCUAGACAACUUGUACAACCAUAUAAAUCCUUACCUAAUAUGCUAGUAUUAAUUGAAAUCACGAUGCUACAUCUUCU
Molecule: messenger RNA, 1099 nt
Organism: Saprolegnia diclina VS20
Lineage: Eukaryota; Oomycota; Saprolegniomycetes; Saprolegniales; Saprolegniaceae
Exons: 1
Coding region: 71-1027 (318 amino acids)
Cellular component (GO): plasma membrane
Source: RefSeq, a predicted model, not a curated record